Molecule: messenger RNA, 5539 nt
Organism: Larimichthys crocea (large yellow croaker)
Lineage: Eukaryota; Metazoa; Chordata; Actinopteri; Sciaenidae
Product: vitamin D3 receptor A
Exons: 9
Coding region: 545-1807 (420 amino acids)
Biological process (GO): cell differentiation; negative regulation of transcription by RNA polymerase II; positive regulation of transcription by RNA polymerase II
Cellular component (GO): nucleus
Molecular function (GO): nuclear receptor activity; zinc ion binding; vitamin D response element binding
Source: RefSeq, a predicted model, not a curated record
UUACACGUUAUUUGUCCCUCUGUUACCCCUUCUCUCCCCCCUUCAUUAAACUCUUUCCUCAUGUCAGUGAUGGUUUGUGCUAUAUUUGUGGAGUUUGCCCUCACCCUGCUGACUCUAAUUAUCAGGUUAACCAUUAACUUUAAGAUUUCACCUUGUUGGCUCUUUGCCCCCACUCCUCGUCACCACUGACAUAGCUACAGGCUGCUGUAGUUGUCGCUGCAUUAAAAAUAUACAAGUUCCUGGCAGAGAAAGAGAAAGGAAGAGAAAUAAAAGGAAGUUAGUGGUGUGGGUUGGGAGUAGUGGGAGGAAGUGGUCAAGGUGUAGUGGAAAAGGUGAGGCGUGGGAGCGUAGGGAGUAUCAAUGAAUAUCCGAAUCAGUGAAGCAGCUAGAGAGAAACCAGAGGAAAGAAGACAGAGGAAGAGCCUGAAGUGGGAUUUAUACCUCUGCACCCAGGGGGAUUUUGUCUGGAGGAGUGUCGACUGUGAGCUACUGUGCUUGGCUGCUGGGAGAAAAUGGAGGAAGCUCUCUCAUAGUAGUUAAAGUGAUGGAGCCCAUGACGGUGACGACAUCGGUGGUCGGACCGGAGGAGUUCGACCGCAACGCCCCGCGGAUCUGUGGCGUGUGCGGCGACAAGGCCACCGGAUUCCACUUCAACGCCAUGACGUGCGAGGGCUGCAAGGGAUUCUUCAGGCGCAGCAUGAAGCGCAAGGCCUCCUUCACCUGUCCUUUCAACGGGAGCUGCACCAUCACUAAGGACAACCGGCGUCACUGCCAGGCCUGUCGUCUCAAACGCUGCAUCGACAUCGGCAUGAUGAAAGAAUUCAUCCUGACAGACGAGGAGGUUCAGAGAAAGAAGGACAUGAUAUUAAAGAGGAAAGAAGAGGAGGCAGCCCGGGAGGCGAUGAGGCCACGUCUGAAUGAGGAGCAGGCCAGGAUCAUCUCAUCCCUGGUGGAGGCUCACCACAAGACCUACGAUGCCUCCUAUUCUGACUUCUCCCGCUUCAGGCCUCCGGUGCGUGAAGGUCCAGUAACACGCAGUGCCAGCAGAGCCGCCUCCCUCCAGUCUCUGUCUGAUGCUUCCUCUGACUCAUUCAACCACUCACCUGAGUCUGUGGACACCAAAAUGAACUUCAGCAGCCUGUUAAUGAUGUACCAGGAUGGCGCGAGCAGUCCAGACUCGAGUGAGGAGGACUCGAAGCUUUCCAUGCUGCCCCAUCUGGCUGACCUGGUCUCCUACAGCAUCCAGAAGGUCAUAGGCUUUGCCAAGAUGAUCCCAGGCUUCAGAGAGCUGACGGCAGAAGACCAGAUCGCUCUGUUAAAGUCGAGUGCCAUCGAGAUCAUCAUGCUGCGUUCAAACCAGUCGUUCAGUCUGGAGGACAUGUCCUGGAGCUGCGGUGGACCCGACUUCAAAUACUGCAUCAAUGAUGUCACGAAGGCGGGUCACACUCUGGAGCUGCUGGAGCCGCUGGUGAAGUUCCAGGUUGGUCUGAAGAAACUCAACCUGCACGAGGAGGAACACGUGCUGCUCAUGGCCAUCUGCCUGCUCUCCCCAGAUCGCCCUGGUGUCCAAGACCACGGCCGCAUCGAGCAGCUCCAGGAUCACCUGUCGGAGACACUGCAGGCCUACAUCCGGGUCAACCACCCGGGCGGACGCCUCCUCUACGCCAAGAUGAUCCAGAAGCUGGCCGACCUGCGCAGCCUGAACGAGGAGCACUCCAAGCAGUACCGCUCGCUCUCUUUCCAGCCUGAGCACAGCAUGCAGCUCACCCCGCUGGUGCUGGAGGUGUUUGGCAACGAGGUGUCAUAGCAGAGGAAGGCUCACGCACACACACACACUAAUCACACACAGGAUUAUUAACCCACCUUACCGCCUUUUCCCCGAUAAAACCCCAGCCCUGAUGCACCUGGACAUGUGGGAGAAAGAUGGAUAAUCAGAUAGGUAGACAGUAACCUUCACCUCUUUAUCACCUGCCCAUCUUCCUCGUCCUCCUCCUCCUCCUCCUUCUCCGUCUCUCAGUCUCAAGCAGCGAGUCUCAGACGCCUGGACCUCUUGAUUUAUGGAUUUAACACACCUAAAUAUGCUGCAAAUUUCUGCAGCACUUAUAAGGAUAACCAGAUGUUAUUUUGACCUCUGGAUUCUCACAGCACCGCAUCAAAUGACAACACAUCUGGAACAGAAGGACAUCACUGAUCCUCUCCACAUCCACCAACUCCAAAAAAACCCUUUUCUCAUCACCACCUUUCCCUGGACAUCACCGCUAGAUUUAUUUUUGUUUUUUUUACAGAGGAGACAGCUUGACGGAUGUGCCUGUCACAUCUCUUUUUACCAUCCCAUCAUCCUCAUAACAUGUUCCAUGUCGGCAUCCUCGCGAUGACAGACAGGAAAAGAUACACAGAUUUACAUCUUAUUAGGCAUGCUGGCACUUGUGAGGUACAGAUAAAUUGCUAGCAAAGUUACUACACUAGUGUUAGAUAGCUAUAAACUUUUGUUUAUUUACCGUUCGUUGACAGCAAAGAUAUCCAAAUAUAUUAAACAACAACACGGCCAGCUAUGGGCAAAGCUUCAUGUAAUGUAAUGGAAAUACUUAGUUUACUAGUUGAAACAUACCUGGUCAAGAUGGAGCCUAGCAGGUGCUUUCUCCUGCUCGGCCCUGUGUAUCUGUGUACGUGCUAAGAGAGGACAUCAGAUGGUCGGCUCAAGUGAAGAAAGCAAGUUCACGUAGGAAUGUUUCAGUUUGGGAAUGGUGAUAAGGAAGGAGAGAUUUGGAGGAACCGAGUAAAGGAGGUUCGGAUAGAUGGACGGUUGGAAUUCCCUUUUUACAACACAAAAGGGAAUUUCACGAAACAAGAAUGUAUGUAUAAUGCUAUAUAAAUAUAAAUGAUACGUAUAAGCUGAUAUAUAUAUAAAUAUAAUUAUAUUUAAGAGAGUGAAACAUGGUUGCUUCCAUGGAAGCAAAUAGUUCUGAGUGUUUGUAUAAUGUAGAGGAUUUGAAGGCGCCUCCUUGGUCGUGUGUGUCAUCUUUCAAAAGACAAAUGUGCACACACACACAUGAGAAAGCACUGAGAAGUGUGUGAGGAGUCCUUCUAUUUUUGUGAUGUGUGUACAGUAUAUGAGAAUAUCGAUGGACCACAAGGGGGUGCGUGUACAGGCUCUGACUGAGGGUUUAGUGCAGGGAAGCACUUCUCUGUUGGAUUUUGUCGUUCUUUGGACCUGUGAAGUUUGUAGACUGACAUACGCAAACACAACGUCAUAUUUCGUGGAUAGUGAGUUAUCCAAAAAUAUUUGUUCAGCUGGUUAGAUUGCUGCUAAGACAGUUAGAGCUAGAUAGUUGGACAGAAACCAACUACCGGCUGUUGCCUCAGGGAAAAGUUUGUCUGAUGAUAUUGUGUACUUGGUGUUUAUGGUGUGUGUGGCGUAAGCUUACAAUCAUAAGACAGAGAUUGUUUUUGAAGCUCUAGGCAUCACUGUGAUUUCUAAUCAUACUAAAUAACAGCAUAAGUAAGCUAAAAGUGAAACUUUUUCAAAUACUACAAGAUUUUCAUUCCUAAGUUUAUGUCUCCAAGUUGACAUACCCAUUAAAUGGCUACAUUUUAAACCAGUCAUCUGUGUUAAAACACUGAUCAAUGAAAGUAAUCAGAAUCAGCCUUAAGUGUAGUUUGGUUCCAUUGUUUCAGGGCAAAGUGAAUAUUCUACAGAUGAUAGCAAUGUACAAUAGUUUCAACAAUAUAUAGCCUUGAGUGUUUUUGGAAUGAAAUCCUUCAGAUGCUCUUUGACAGGCAGAUAGACGGGCAGAGAUCUAAAAACACGAGAGAGAACUUUUUUAUAUUAAAUAUAUUUUAAGAAAUCAAGCCUCAUACCUUUUUGUCACAUUUAUAUCAUUUCAACACCAGCCACAUAAGCGAGGUUUAGGAUGUUACUUUACGACAUCACUACAUAUCAUAUCACGUUUCUGUCGACACAGUGCAUGCUCACCCCUCAUGCAGGCCUGGAUCACCCCCUUGUGGACAAACUUUGUAAAUACCACUUGCUAAGUCUGUACAUAGUUAGACAUUAAUGUAGGCAAAAUACUAAGAGAAUUCAAUCAUCGAUGGCAAGAUGCUCUGGAGAUACAGCACUAUAUGCAAUUAGGAGAUGGACUCUUAUGUUGUAUUCAACUAGAAUGGACAGAGGUGACAGUCCUGGUCAAGUUGCUGAGUUGUUUCAGGUUGCAGUGAAGACGACUGUCGGAUUUGGGUUUAACCAAGCUGAUAUUUUUGACUGAAACAUGCGAUUCCAAACCAAUUUCAUAACAACGCGAUUCUGGUUUAAAGUGUUUAACAAACACCAACACUUGUGUUCGAACCUUUAUCAUACCAAACUGGCCAAUAAAGUCCCUAAUAAAGGGCCGGCGUUGGUCCAACCCUGUUUUGGGUGAUGCUCUUACUAGUGUAAUGAUGGGACUUGCAAAUCUAAUGUGUUUAUAUAAUUACAAAGUUCAUGUGACUGAACAUUCCUAGUGGCAGUUGUGUCGUGCAUUCCUUCUCCGGCCGAGUCCCGUGCACGAUCUACACGUGAAACAUCAGCGUGAGCAUCAUUAACUCUCCGUCAGCCUUUUUUUUUUUUUUUUUAAAGCAACCAACAACUCAGUCUCACCAGGACGCGUCCUCUCUGUCCAUUCCAAGCUUAUGGAUGUACAUCUUUUGUCUUUCUUUCUCUUUCUAAAGUCUAUCGAUAUGCUUUUGACAAUUAUACAGUAUAUCCAUAAUAUUUUCAUUUUGGUGAAUUUUUUUGUUUUUGUUUUUCUUUUCUUUGUGUUCUUUUCAAGAUUGUCAAUUUUAAUGCGUGUCAGAGUUUGCUGUCUAGCUAGCGCUUGGCUUGCUGCGCUGGGAUGUCAUUUCAAUGAAGCAGAGAUGAGCAUGGUGGACUCCUGGAGCCUUUUCCAAGUGCCCCUUGUUCCCUUGAUUUCAAGUGAGUGUAUACAGAAAUGGCCCUUUUUAACCAGUGACGUGGCUUCACUUUUUGGACAGGGAAGAGAAACUGGACACUUGUUCUCCUUCCUUUCUCCAGUGGAAUAAAAAAAAAACAGACUUGUGCAGCAGUGUCACACCUGGAGCUGUAACCUGAGGGAAAGGAACAAAAGUGUGGAGCAGAAUCUUGUCACCGUCGAUGGAAAGGUAGUCCCCAGCUCUGUCAAAACAAAGAAACAAAACAAAAGAAGCUACAUCUACUUUUCCAGAAGCAUGAUGUCAAACCACAAUCAAGUGAUCAUGAACUAACACUGACUCAACUGACUGACACAGGAUUUAGCCAAUGGAAAACAGCCGCAGCAACAGCAUGCCUCUUCAUUCAUCACGCAACCAUUUAACCGCCUCUUCUUCUGCAAUAGCGAAUUACAGCAGGAUUUGUUCUUCAUAGCUUUAACUCAGCAGCCAGUCAGGCUCUGCUUUCGGGAAAAAAAACAAAAAACUGUGGCGCACCAAGUGCUGACGGGAGUCGGCAGAUUUAGUGGAACAGCUGCUGUGGAAUUGGACGUGUCACUUUACUGUGAAAAAAAAAAAA